AUGGCUUCCUCUGCAAUGAUCCAACCGGGCUGCAGGCUGCACCAGAUGAGGAGCCCCGGGCGCCCUGAACCAUCCCGUGCAAGCUUCGCGGCUGCCGCCACGGUUAACGAGGCCGCCACAUCGCCGUCCAUCUCCGCGAGGGCGGGGACCGGAGCGCGGGCAAGCGCGCCGAUUGCCUCAGCAGCGAGGACGACGAGCACGCCGAGGAGAAGGACGGCAUCGGUCGCAAACAUGUGGAGGCAGGUCCAGGGGUCCCACGACUGGGACGGCCUGCUCCAGCCGCUGCAACCCGUGGUGCGCGAUGAGGUGGCGCGGUACGGUGAGCUCGUCGGCGCCUGCUACAAGGUGCUGGACGUGGACCCGUCGUCGGCGCGGUACAUGUGCUGCAAACACGCCAAGGAGCGCGUGCUCGAGGAGGCCGGCAUGGCCGGGGCAGGGUACGAGGUGACGCGGUACAUCUACGCAACGCCGGACGUGGCCGGGCCGUCCACUAGUGGCCGCGGCCACGGCCGCGCCAGCUGGGUCGGGUACGUCGCCGUGUCCACCGACGAGAUGACCCGGCGGCUCGGCAGGCGCGACGUGCUCGUCUCGCUGCGCGGAACGGUGACGCAGGCAGAGUGGGCGGCCAACCUCAUGAGCGCGCUGGAGCCGGCGCGGCUCGACGCGCGCCGGGACGUCAAGGUCGAGGCCGGCUUCCUCAACCUCUACACCUCCUCUCCCGGCGGCGGCGGCGGCAUGGAGAGCUGCCGGGACCAGCUCCUCCGCGAGGUGUCCCGCGUCAUCAAGUCUUUCUCCAAGGACAGACCCCGCGAAGACAUGAGCGUCACCCUGGCCGGGCACAGCAUGGGGAGCGCACUGGCGGUGCUGCUCGGGUACGACCUCUCCCAGCUUGGCCUCAACCGCGACGUGUCAGGGCGCCGCGUCCCCGUCACCGUCUUCUCCUUCGGCGGACCGAGGGUGGGGAACGCGGCCUUCAAGGACCGCUGCGAUGAGCUCGGCGUGAAGGUGCUGCGCGUCGCUAACAUCCGCGACCCGGUGACCAUGCUCCCGGGCGCCCUCUUCAACGAGGGCACGAGAGGGUUCAUCGCCUCCUGGGCCGCCGGUGACUGCUACACGCACGUCGGCGUGGAGCUCGCUCUCGACUUCCUUAGCCUCCGCGACCUGGGGAGCGUUCAUGAUGUCGGAGCGUACGUAUCGGCGAUCAAGGCCGAAGCCUGUGGCAAGGUGUCCAGGUCCGACAAUGCGGCGGCGGACAGCAGAGGCGUCGCCGUUCUCGCGAAGAAGGCGAUGGAGUUCAUCGGGAGCCAUCGCACCGCUGCUUUUGCAUGGCCAGAGACCGUUCUCGGCAUUGGCGGCGUGGUGCAGUCUCUCGGCUUGAUCUGACCGCUAGGACAGAAUUUUUUGUUUUAAACUGGUCAUUAAAAUUCUUAGGCUUCUUCUGAAUUGUUUUUGGAGGCUUAAUAAUCAGUUAGUCCGGGUGACAUCACAACCCUUUUUUUGCCUUUUGUCAAGGUUGUAGGGUGUGAUUAUUUAAGUUGUAAACUGUGAAAAAAAAAGACCGUGUG
Molecule: messenger RNA, 1565 nt
Organism: Zea mays
Lineage: Eukaryota; Viridiplantae; Streptophyta; Magnoliopsida; Poales; Poaceae
Product: phospholipase A1 EG1, chloroplastic/mitochondrial
Exons: 1
Coding region: 1-1383 (460 amino acids)
Biological process (GO): lipid metabolic process
Cellular component (GO): chloroplast
Molecular function (GO): glycerophospholipid phospholipase A1 activity
Source: RefSeq, a predicted model, not a curated record